GGGCGGUGCAUGGUGUGGAGACGUGUCACUGGGCGGUGCCGGUGAAGCCUGUUUGGUGACGCAAUCAGUGGGCGGGGCCGUUAGUGUAGUGAUGGCGGAGGAGCAGCGCAGGGUCGGGGGUCACCUGGCGGCGCUGGUUCUGGCGCGGGGCGGUAGUAAGGGGAUCCCGCUGAAGAACAUCAAGAAGCUGGCGGGCAAACCGCUCAUUGCCUGGGUGCUGCGGGCCGCCAUAGACUCCGAGGCCUUCGACAGUGUCUGGGUUUCUACGGACAAUGAUGACAUCGAGAAAGUGGCGAAGGAUUAUGGGGCGCAGGUCCAUCGGAGGAGCACGGCCGUCUCUAAGGACACCACCUCCUCCCUGGAGACCAUCCAAGAGUUCCUGCAGCAUCACCCAGAGGUGGACAUGGUGGGGAACAUCCAGGCCACGUCUCCGUGUCUCCACCCCUCGGACCUCAUCCAGGUGGUGGACAUGAUCCGCACUCAGGGCUAUGACUCCGUGUUUGCCGUCGUUCGCCAUCACCUGUUCCGGUGGCGAGAGGUGAAGACACCGGGUGAGGGCACAGUACCGGAGAACCUGGACCCUGCGCACAGGCCGCGGCGGCAAGACUGGAGCGGGGAGCUGUACGAGAACGGAUCCUUCUACUUCACCACCAGAGAGAUCAUCGAGCGCGGACUCAUACAGGGAGGGAAGAUGGCAUAUUACGAGAUGAAGCAAGAGCACAGCGUAGACAUUGACAUUGAUCUGGACUGGCCCAUCGCAGAGCAAAGAGUUAAAAGGUUCGGUUAUUUCGGUAAAGGAGCGCCCACUGUGGUGAAGCUGCUGGUGUGUAACAUUGAUGGCUGCCUCACCGACGGCCGCGUCUACGUCAACCAGGAGCACGAGUUCAUCUCCUACAGUCUGCGAGAUCUGGACGGCAUCCGGAAACUGCUGGAGCGAGGGGUGACGGUGGUGUUAAUCUCGGAGAGGAACAUCAGCCCUUCCCUCAUCUCUAACCUGAAGCUGCCGUGUGAUGUGGAGGGGAACGUCACCAACAAGAGGGAAGUGCUGCAGAGACGGAUGAGCGGGAUGGGGCUGUCCCUGAACCAGAGCGCCUACAUGGGGUGCGGUGACUCUGAUGUGGAGUGCCUGAAGCUCGCCGGCACUAGCGGAGUCCCAUCAGACGCCUCCACCGCCGCCAAGAUGACGGACAGCUUCACCUGCACACAGGGCGGCGGUUACGGCGCCAUUCAGGAGUUCGCUGAGCACAUUAUAACCCUGAUGGAGAGCGGGAGAUAAGCGCACACUGACCGCCAUCUUGUCUACCCCUUCCCCUCCUCAUGCUGCUAUUACGGUUUACACAUCUCUUAUGCUUUUAUUUUACAGCGCCUCCCACAGGACACUCCAGGGAGUUUUUAACUUUCUUUAUAUUUUAUGGCUGCGGCCAGUCCGCUGGCGGGUGUUUUAUUGGAAUGGACGCAGAGGCGCCAUUUAUGUUUUAUAGGAAUAGGGGAUGAUGGGGGUUAUUAUUGGUCACAUGGUCACUAGAAAUGUUUACGAUCGGGAUCAAUACGGGAAUUUGCAAUAAUUUAUUCUUUACUGUCGGAGAUUAUAUUUUAUUAUCCUCAGGAUCGGCGCCAUUUUAUUUUAUUAUCGGAGCGGUCGCUGUGGCAAAAUAAACGCCAUAUGAGUCAA
This is a messenger RNA of Hyla sarda, 1672 nucleotides long. RefSeq names its product cytidine monophosphate N-acetylneuraminic acid synthetase (gene CMAS). Lineage: Eukaryota; Metazoa; Chordata; Amphibia; Anura; Hylidae. The record is from RefSeq and is a predicted model, not a curated record. The transcript is spliced from 7 exons. Bases 92 to 1276 code for a protein of 394 amino acids. Gene Ontology annotation, molecular function: N-acylneuraminate cytidylyltransferase activity.